This is a messenger RNA of Prunus dulcis (almond), 1721 nucleotides long. RefSeq names its product scopoletin glucosyltransferase-like. Gene Ontology annotation, molecular function: UDP-glycosyltransferase activity. Bases 59 to 1531 code for a protein of 490 amino acids. The record is from RefSeq and is a predicted model, not a curated record. The transcript has a single exon. NCBI's taxonomy places the organism in Eukaryota, Viridiplantae, Streptophyta, Magnoliopsida, Rosales, Rosaceae.
UAGUUAAAGAUAUCCACUAGAACUGUUGGGUCUUAGAGUUCAAGUCUUCAAGACAACCAUGGGAACCAAAAACCAUCAGCUUCAUAUUGCUCUCUUCCCUUUCAUGGCUCAGGGCCACAUAAUCCCAUUCAUAGACAUGGCCAAACUGUUUGUUUCCAGAGGUCUCAAAGCAACAAUAAUCACCACCCCUCUAGAUGCACCCUUCAUCCACAAGAAAAUUGAAAAUUCAACUUCCCCGGUUCACAUUUUCACAAUCGAUUUACCUACUUUAGAGGUUGGAUUGCCAGAAAAUUGCCAGAGCUUGCAUUUGGCCACUUCUCCUGAAAUGCAAAGAAAGUUUUUCAAAGCUGCAGGCUUGCUUGAGCCUCAGCUUGAGCAGUUCUUGCAGCAAAAUAGACCCAAUUGCCUUGUGGCUGACAUGUUCUUUCCUUGGGCUACAGAUGUGGCUUCUAAGUUUGGAAUUCCAACGCUCAUAUGCCAUGGAACCAGUGGUUUCUCCUUAUGUGCUACACUCUGUAUGUUUUUGUAUAAGCCUCACUUACAGGUGUCAUCUGAUUCAGAAACCAUUUUUAUUCCUAAUUUCCCAGAUGAGAUUGAGCUGACAAGAAAGAAGCUGCCUGAUUUUAUUAGAGAUGGAGUUGAAAAUGAAUUUUCAAGAUUGUAUGAUGAAGUUAAGAAAGCUGAGCAGAGGAGCUAUGGGGUUCUUGUUAACAGCUUUUAUGAGCUUGAACCUGCGUAUGCUGAUCAUUACACAAAUGUUCUGGGGAUCAAGGCUUGGCAUAUAGGCCCACUUUGGAUAUGCAAUGAGGGGGCAAAAGAAGACAAAGUCUCUAUUGAUGAACAACAUGAGUGCAUAAAGUGGCUUGAUUCAAAGAAACCCAACUCAGUUGUUUAUGUCUGUUUUGGAAGCUUGUCCAAUUUUGUUGAUGCCCAGCUGCUUGAGAUUGCAAAGGCUCUUGAAUCUUCAGGGCAGCAAUUCAUUUGGGUUGUCAAGAAACAGAACAAUGAUCAAGAAAACCAACAAGAUUGGUUGCCUGAAGGAUUUGAAAAGAGAACUGAAGGGAAGGGGCUGAUUAUAAGAGGGUGGGCUCCCCAAGUGAAGAUUCUCUCACAUGAAGCAGUUGGGGGAUUUGUGACACAUUGUGGGUGGAACUCAACACUUGAAGCAGUGUGUGCUGGUGUGCCUAUGGCCACAUGGCCUGUGUUUGCAGAGCAGUUUUACAAUGAGAAGCUGAUCACACAAGUGCUUAGGAUUGGGGUUGGUGUUGGAGCCAAAGAGUGGAGUAGAGUGGCAGUGGAGAGUGUGAAGAGUGAUGCCAUAGAGAAGGCUGUGACAAGGGCCAUGGUGGGUGAGGAAGCAGAGGAAAUGAGGAACAGAGCCAGGGGUUAUGCAGAGAUGGCAAGGAGGGCUGUUGAAGUAGGGGGAUCAUCUCACUCAAAUUUGAAUUCUUUGAUUGAAGAGUUAAGGUCUCAUGACUUGCUCAUGAGUAAAGAUAGACUUGGUUUGAGUUGUUCCUUUCUAGAUUUGUAGUUUUUCUUUUGUGUAUUUGGCUUGUUUAUUGUUCGCUUGCCUAUUUCGCCUUUCAUGAAAUCAGAUUUCGAAAAAAAGAAAAAGAGUAAAGAUAUCAUAGAGGAACAAUUUAAAUAUAGCAAAUUAGCAAUUGUGUGUAUCUUAAAUUCUUUGCAGUCAAGUGUUUGGAAUCAAACUUAUACUUAUAUUU